This is a messenger RNA of Capsicum annuum, 1937 nucleotides long. Its product is annotated as U4/U6.U5 small nuclear ribonucleoprotein 27 kDa protein. Lineage: Eukaryota; Viridiplantae; Streptophyta; Magnoliopsida; Solanales; Solanaceae. Gene Ontology annotation, cellular component: precatalytic spliceosome. The record is from RefSeq and is a predicted model, not a curated record. Bases 280 to 918 code for a protein of 212 amino acids. The transcript is spliced from 2 exons. Gene Ontology annotation, biological process: RNA splicing.
AUUUUUCCUUGACUAAAUAGAGAAUUUUGUUCAUUGUAAUGCAUCUUUAAGAAUGCAAGAGAUCCCUUAACAACAUAAAUAACAAUUGCUUUGUCUCUUCUCUCUACUGUUUCUUUACUCUUUGUUGUUUUAUAACAAAUCCUAAUUAAUUAGAUUUAAUUGCUUCUAUAUUGAGUGGCAAGUGCAGUAGUUUAAGCCAGACAUGGCAUGAGAAGAAAAAGAAGACUGUUCCUUGUUUGGUCAAAACCCUAGUCGAUUCUCAUCAGUGUGCAAGGGACGAUGACGGAUCGUGACCGAACUCGAACUCGUGACCGUGAUCGGGAUCGGGAUCGUGAGCGUGACCGAGAAAGGGACAGGGAUAGAGACAGAGAUAGGAAACGAGAUCGGGAAGACCGUGAUACCCCUGACCAUAUCAGAACCACUCGGUACACUCGCUCCCCUUCCAUUGACCGUGACCGUCGCCGUCACCGCCAUCGUUCUACCUCUCGUUCCUCUUCUCCCGCUGACCGUCACCACCGCCACCAUCGCCAUUGGAGUCCCUCAGCUGAAAGUCCUCCAAGAAAAAGAAGACACAAAGAUGAUGGGGAUAGGGAUAAGGAAAGAGAUAGGGACAGACGCAGCAGCAGAGAAGUUUCGGAUUUUGUGGAUGGGAUAGCGAAAGAACAGAAGAAGAAUAAGAAGAAGAAAGAGGAUAGGAGUGCUGCAGGUGUUGGUGAAGGAGAAGAGAUGAUGGAUGAGGAUGAGAUUGAGAUGAUGAAGAAAUUCGGGAUACCAGUAGGGUUUGAUUCUACAAAAGGAAAGCCAGUGGCAGGGAAUGCUGUCGGUGCUGUUAGAAAAGUUACCAAACGCCAGCCUCGACAGUACAUGAAUCGCCGUGGUGGCUUCAAUAGGCCCUUGCCUGCUGAGUGUAACCGCUGAUUUUGAUUUUUCCUUCCAGAUUGGUCGAUCGGUUAUUUAUGGCCUGACCAUUAAGGGAGAAUCUGGGUUAAAGCAAGUUAUUGAAAUGCGAAAGAAUGAACUUGAGCUGCCCAUGGCUCUUGCUGUAUGUCGCACUUUGGAUGAUAUUACCAAAAGCCAUGUUAAGACACAGCAAGAGAGAUUCCUUUGCAAGAUAUCUCUGUUCUCAUUUUUCUUGUAAUGUUUAAUUGCGAUAUUGCUAUUUAAAACAUUGAUUUGAGAUGUUAAGAUAUUCACAUAGAAUAUCUAAAGAUCAAUUUUUGUAAAUCUGAUCCAAUUUCACGCUUGUGUGGUUCAUGUUGUUAUUAUCUUUUCAUCUACAAGUUAGACAUGUUAGUAGUUGUUUGUGUCUUUAGCGAGGUGUGAUACGCCAAGUGCAAAGCACAACUUAUUUGAUCAUAAAGCUUAGUACGCGUUGUGGCUGCCUGUUCUUCUUCAUCAAAUGAAAGAGCUUGAAAGCAAUUACAAAAAGGGCUUACUUUCGGUUCUUUUGUUGUGUGCUUAGGUGUUGAUGGGCUGUGAUCGGGGCUGCUGACUUAUUAUAGGUGAGGGGCUAUAUAUUGAAUAGUUCGGAAGUUCAAAGACACAGUCAAAGAAUUUCAACAGAUUGGCAGUUUUUUAGUACUUCUUCAGUCAUAUCAGCUGCAUAUUGCAUGUAGGUUGGUUCUUUUGUUGUGUGCUUAGGCGAGAAUUGGAUGUAUUUACUUUGUAAGUUUCUUUACUUUCUUUAAUUCGUGGAAGUCCUAAGUCGGAGAAUGGUGUUACGGAUGGUUGAUCAAUGCAGUUGUUGUUAGCUUAUCUAAUGUUGAUCACGCAUAUGUGCUUUUUCAUCCAUUGACAGUCACACCCACAUACAUAAGUAGAGGAAAUCUUGUUGAUCUUGAGGAAACAGAUGUGUCCCAUUAUGUCCGUCAAAGUUCAUGUCUAAUAUGUACAUAGCUUUUAUAUAUUUCAGUUUCUGGCCCCUAUUAAUCUGUGGA